Messenger RNA from Cavia porcellus (domestic guinea pig), 1370 nucleotides. It is a transcript of the gene Pln, whose product is annotated as phospholamban. The record is from RefSeq and is a predicted model, not a curated record. Lineage: Eukaryota; Metazoa; Chordata; Mammalia; Rodentia; Caviidae. The coding region runs from base 355 to 513 and encodes 52 amino acids. The transcript is spliced from 3 exons. Gene Ontology annotation, biological process: negative regulation of calcium ion import into sarcoplasmic reticulum; negative regulation of ATPase-coupled calcium transmembrane transporter activity; negative regulation of heart rate. Gene Ontology annotation, molecular function: ATPase inhibitor activity. Gene Ontology annotation, cellular component: membrane; sarcoplasmic reticulum.
UAUGUCUAGCCAAUCACAACCCAGGUCCAGGGUGACACCCUGAGACCUCCCUGAAACACUCCGUUCCUCCACCUCCUGCAGCUGCUCCCUUAAGCCUGGAACAGUCCGGAAACUCCUAGCCAACUGUGCAGGGACUUCACAGGACCCGCGGGACUCAACUUCCACCACCACAGAGAGAAGGGCUCAGGCCCCACAAGCAGCAACAGGCUGUGGAGCUCGGAAAGAAGGCAGGACGAGAGCUGCGUAGCUCUGCACGAGGCUCCUCUGUCAGCGGAACCGUCUGAGGCUGUCUUGGAGGCGCUCUCCAUCAGUGCCACCUUGCCACCUGCCCGACACUCCCCUGGGGCCGGCGCCAUGGAGAAGGUGCAGCACCUGACUCGCUCUGCCAUCAGGAGGGCCUCAACCAUCGAGAUGCCCCAGCAGGCACGCCAGAACCUCCAGAACCUCUUCAUCAACUUCUGCCUCAUCCUCAUCUGCCUGCUGCUCAUUUGCAUCAUCGUGAUGCUGCUCUGAGCCAGUGGAUGGGCUGGUGAGGGGCGCAAACGCGCCACGCUCCUAGAACUCUCCAGCCUUGGCUUUCUGACCAUCGCAAAGUAGUGUGUAACGCGCCUGCCACUGCAGCCAGUGACCUGCAGUCUCCUCUCCCAAGUCCUCUUUGAGGAUGGAGUGAGUAGGAGUUUAAUUCUGAAACAGCACAGCUACCAAGAUCACCUGCCACAAAGUUGGCUUCAUUCUUGGGCUAAAGUAGAAUUUAGAAUGCACUGUCGAGGUAUAGUUACUAGCAUUGGCAGCGGUGGUGAACCUAUGGCAGGCAUGCCCGGCAGGCCGUCUGUACCCUGAAAGCUUCGCCGUCACUGCACCUGAGGCGCAAGCCGUCAUGCACAGUGCUGAGUCCACACACUCGCACACACUAGCCAGGAACCCUUGUCCACACGUCGCUUCCAAACCAUGAGUUAUAUUCUUCCCUGUACCAAACAAACACUUUCAGUUUAUGAAAAUGAAAGAAAGGAACAUAUUCUUAUAUAAAUAAAUUCCACUAUUAUUUUUUUCAAACAGAAUUCUAGUACAUGUACAUGAAUAAUGGCUCUAUCUAUUCUAAGAUGUUGUCAUCAGCACGUAAGAACUGGUUACCAUAGCUAUCCCUACUAAUCACACAAGAAUCACAAUAGGGUCAAACCUUACUGUAAGACUGCAGCAUUACCUACCUUGUCAGACUAUACCAAGAAAUCUUUAGACUUCAGAAUGAUCGUAUAGGUUCUUUUCUACUCCAACCUCAGACCAAGGAGAAAGAAAGAAAACAAAAGAUUUCCAGUGACAGAAAAAUACAUUAUUUCAGGCAUUAAAGAAAUAAAAUUUAAAUCCUUUCCAAA